Polypterus senegalus (gray bichir) is the source of this 1337-nucleotide messenger RNA. It is a transcript of the gene arl1, whose product is annotated as ADP-ribosylation factor-like 1. Gene Ontology annotation, molecular function: GTPase activity; GTP binding. Gene Ontology annotation, cellular component: cytoplasm; Golgi apparatus. The transcript has 7 exons. The record is from RefSeq and is a predicted model, not a curated record. NCBI's taxonomy places the organism in Eukaryota, Metazoa, Chordata, Cladistia, Polypteriformes, Polypteridae. Bases 197 to 742 code for a protein of 181 amino acids. Gene Ontology annotation, biological process: intracellular protein transport; vesicle-mediated transport.
CCGUUGUGAUUGGUGUCACGUAACACAAGAACAGCAGUCGCACUUUCGACAUUAAAGGAUCACUUCCAGAUAUCUGGUUGUCGCUGAUACAUUUGGACUAAUAAGAAGCGACACGUCACUGAUAACCGGACAGGACGAGACGUGGGCAACUAGUUGAGCGAGAUAUAGAAAAGGGGGGACCAACCGCAAAUAAAACAUGGGAGGCUUAUUCUCUAGCAUCUUUACCAGUUUGUUUGGCACAAGAGAGAUGAGAAUCUUGAUUCUUGGUCUUGAUGGAGCAGGGAAGACUACCAUACUUUACAGAUUACAAGUGGGAGAAGUUGUUACUACCAUACCAACAAUUGGCUUCAAUGUUGAAACUGUGACGUAUAAAAACCUUAAAUUCCAAGUAUGGGACUUGGGAGGACAAACAAGUAUAAGGCCAUAUUGGCGGUGUUAUUAUUCUAAUACAGAUGCAGUGAUAUAUGUGGUAGACAGCUGUGACAGAGACAGAAUGGGAAUUUCCAAAUCAGAACUUGUUGCAAUGCUAGAGGAAGAAGAGCUGAAAAAGGCCAUAUUAGUGGUAUUUGCAAACAAACAGGAUAUGGAACAAGCAAUGACACCCACAGAAGUUGCAAAUUCACUUGGUUUGCCAGCUCUUAAAGACAGAAAGUGGCAGAUUUUCAAAACAUCUGCAACAAAGGGCACUGGGCUAGAUGAAGCAAUGGAAUGGUUGGUAGAAGCACUGAAGAGCCGACAGUAAAUAGGUUGUGGCACGUUGUUUAGCUGCAUUGGCUUCAUUAUCCACUCUGCAUUUACGUCCAGUUUGACUGAGGAAAUGUGCUGAAAAGUUAAAAAUUGCAUCCCAAGUUACUGAAGACCAUUAAAUAAUACAAGCAUUCAAAUAAUUUCUUAUGGAUUGUACAGAGAGGGGCAAAGUAAGAAAACUCCUAUGGGAUUGCUUUCUGUGACAGGACAUUGAGGAACAGAAAAGAAACACCACACUGUAUUGUAAAUGUUUCCUUUAUUUCUUUUGUUGCAUUUUAUUUACUGGUGUUAAGAAUGUUCUUUAUUUAUGUUGAUUUUUGUUGUUUUUGUUGUGAAUGUGUGUGGAUUUUUUUUUAAAAUAAUGGACCUUUUUUAUCUGGGUGUCAUAAGUGAUUUUGUGAGAGAAAUGUUUUGGGCAACUGAUCUUGUUAUGUUUCUAAGAGAUUUGAUCAUUUAUACACACUAACUGAACCUGGAUGCACUGGUUUCUGGUUCUAAAUUUCAUGUUUGUUUAUCUUCAUUUACAGUAGAUAACUAAUAUUAAAUAUGAGAGGUGAAUGCUAUGGAAAAAAUAAAUCAUACAGUUACUA